AUGCUGGACUCGGGAGCCGGACUCGGGAGCCGGACUCGGGAGCCGGACUCGGGAGCCGGACUCGGGAGCCGGACUCGGGAGCCGGACUCGGGAGCCGGACUCGGGAGCCGGACUCGGGAGCCGGACUCGGGAGCCGGACUCGGGAGCCGGACUCGGGAGCCGGACUCGGGAGCCGGACUCGGGAGCCGGACUCGGGAGCCGGACUCGGGAGCCGGACUCGGGAGCCGGCUGCACGCUAGCGUUCUGAGCGUGUGCAGGUGUGAGGAGUGUGACUGCCUCCCUCUGGACGACAGAGGAACUGCACCAGCAGCACUACCAUGGGAAGCUUCUGUGUAA
Messenger RNA from Knipowitschia caucasica, 336 nucleotides. The record is from the annotation of a GenBank genome assembly. NCBI's taxonomy places the organism in Eukaryota, Metazoa, Chordata, Actinopteri, Gobiiformes, Gobiidae.